CCCUUCUAUUAGGCGAAUAAAUGAGCUAUAAUAGUUAGUAAUUAUAAAUAUGGAGGAUAUAAGCGUACUUUUUGACUUGGAACAUGAUGGCAACACUGAUUUUACAUUUUGGGGACAGAUGGACCAGAACUUCCAGUUUCAGACCCAGCUGGACUCUUUCCUGAUGGACUGUAAUGAGGCCAGUGAUCAGCUCUCUCCCUGGUCCUCUUUCGGCUGUCAGCUCUCGGACCCGCAGCUGACCCUCACCGAACUCGAUGUGCUUUCACCGGCUGUGGGGAUCUGCGCUGAGGGUGACAGCUCCUCAGCUGACGAGACUCAGGAGGUGACCAAGCGCAGGAUGCGGAGGUUAGUGCCGCAUCAGCCCUACAAGGUGCAGCGGCAUGCCGCCAACAUCCGGGAGAGGAAGAGGAUGCUGAGCAUCAAUUCUGCCUUUGAGGAGCUCCGCUGUCAUGUUCCAACGUUUCCCUACGAGAAGCGGCUGUCGAAGAUUGACACUCUGAGACUGGCUAUAGCGUAUAUCGCCCUGCUGAGAGAAAUCCUGUCAUCAGGCUGCGACCCUAAAUCCUAUGUGGAUGAGUGCAUGAAGAACGGCUACAAAAAUCACACCAACGCCAUUUGGAACACGAGCGAUCUGACAGCCCGCCUCUCUUGGAUAAAGUGGGAUUAACUGGGAAACAUGGGGCAAGUUGGUUCCUCCCUCCUAUCUCCUACAUGUCAAAGACAGGCAGCCGGCUGGCAUGGCAUAGCCUACCGAUCGACAUCUGCAGACGUCUCACCAGGUCACACACCUCAAGCUUUCUCAGCCUUAUCCACGACUUUGUCCUCAGUACUUUUAAUAUUCUAGUUUAUUGUUGGCUGGUAAUUGAGAGCCGUUGUUUCUGUGGCAAGGGAAGCAAAGAGGGUUGGCACAGCUUUCCCAACAAGAUGCCGCUUGGCAUGGAACUGAAUGGAUUUGUUAAGGACUCAUACUGCUGUGCUGAAGUGUUUUCUGGACUCCUGCUCAUUAGGCUGCAAUACGAUGUGUUAAAAAGAACCUUGAUGAUGUAAAUGAGACGACAGGCAUGAGAAGCAGAUCAGUGCAACGUGUCUUAACAUGUCAAGUGCUGUUUCCAAAUAUAGCAAUGAGAAAAUGUUGUGUGCUUUGGUUCAUAUGAAGCCUUGAUGUCAUUUAUUUAUUCUUUUUAUGUUUUAUUUAUUACAAAAAAGUAGUUUUUAUAGA
Molecule: messenger RNA, 1219 nt
Organism: Melanotaenia boesemani (Boeseman's rainbowfish)
Lineage: Eukaryota; Metazoa; Chordata; Actinopteri; Atheriniformes; Melanotaeniidae
Product: fer3-like protein
Exons: 2
Coding region: 50-667 (205 amino acids)
Biological process (GO): regulation of transcription by RNA polymerase II; developmental process
Molecular function (GO): RNA polymerase II transcription regulatory region sequence-specific DNA binding; DNA-binding transcription factor activity, RNA polymerase II-specific; protein dimerization activity
Source: RefSeq, a predicted model, not a curated record